UUUCCGUUUCUGACUAUAGUUCAUUGUGUAUAGUGAGUAUGAUAUGCACCUAUUUAUGCGCUCUUAUGAAAUAAGUUGUUUGGCUGGAUUGCAGUAGAUACCUACUAAUCGAAGUCUGAUACGAAAAAGUAAGUUAGGACUUAACCGUCAAUAUGGUUCAGUUCAAGGAUCUUGUUAUUCGGACGUUGGUAUUAUUUAUACUUUUUGAGUGUUCUUUGUCAUUAGAAGAAAAACCAAGGAAGACAAAAAAGUGGAUGAGAAAUAAAAUCGAAAAUUUGCCAAAAAAUCUCAUGGAAAAUGUUUUGGUUAAAUCUUUGGAAGGCAAAAAAAAUACUGGUGAUGGACCAUCUCAGAUGAAUGUACUUCAACUUUCAGAAAUGACUAAUCAACAAAGUCCUUGUCAAAAAAAGCACUGUGGUGCUGGACGUGUAUGCAAGUUGACUGAAAAUGGUGAAGCGGAAUGCGUAUGUAUUUCAGAUUGUCCUGUUGAAACAGAAGAUAGAAGAAGGGUUUGUUCAAACUAUAAUCAAACAUGGGGUUCUGAUUGUGAAAUUCACAGAAUGCGUUGCAACUGUGAAGAAAAAUCAGAAAAAUGUAGUAAUCCAGAAUUUAGUCACCUACAUGUGGAAUAUUACGGGGCUUGUAAACAAUUGUCAGCAUGUUCUGAUUCAGAAAUGGCAGAUUUUCCAAGGAGAAUGAGGGAAUGGCUUUUUCACAUAAUGCAAGAUUUGGCAGAUAGAGAAGAAUUAAGCCCCCAUUUUAAAAAUAAGAUGAAUGUUGCAGAAACUAAUAUGACAAAACUUUGGAGUAAUGCUGCUGUUUGGAAGUGGUGUGAUUUGGAUGGUUACCCACAUGAUAGAGCGGUAUCGAGACACGAAUUGUUUCCAAUUAGAGCACCACUUAUGUAUUUAGAACAUUGUAUUGCUCCAUUUUUAAACAAAUGUGAUGAUAAUUCAGAUCACAUGGUCACACUUGAAGAAUGGGGAAAUUGUUUGGAAAUACCUAAGGAAACACUAGAGGACGAAUGUGAUGAUUUACGUCAAGAACUAAAUUAAUAAAAACGUUUAUUUGAAAAUAUUUUGGUUUAUUAAUCAUUUUGAAACAUAUAGUGAAUUUUGUUUGUGAAUUAUAUUAUCUUUUAUACUAUCUUUAAUAGUACGCACAUUAUGUAAUUAAAUUAUAUAAAUGUAUUGAAAAUUUAAAUAUUUUAUAUUAUAUCUGUUACGGAGUAAAAUGUUUUGAAUACCUAUAAUAAUUAAGUACCUACCUAAUCCCAUAAUAGAAAUAUAAUUCAGUUGAAUAAUUAAAAACUUUUUUAAGCCCCCUCAGAAUUUCUUAAGACCCUAUACAUUUUAUUUUCUUAUUAUAACUUGAAAUUUUAAAUAUAUCGGUAGGUAUCGCAUGCAAAGUAUGAAUUUAGCAGUUGAAAUUCUUCAAGAAUUAUUUAAUAAUCGUGAUUUAAAAUAAAUUAUUUGCAUGAUAUUUAGAUAAAUAGUCAAUCUCAAUAUAGGUUUGUACCUAACUUAGGCAUACUUUUAAUCUGAGUUAAUUACAGAUUUCCAAUAUUAUUAUAACAAGAAUCAAAUACCAUUAGGUAUUACCCUAGUCCUCACCCGCCUAAUAAAGAAUCCAAAUUAAUGCUAUUGUAAGAAAAGUAUGAUAGGAGUUUAUGAUAGGAAAAGUACGAAAUAAAAUGUAAAUGUCCAAAACUAAAAAAUAAGAAGAGUUAUGAAUUUCAACUCCUAAACUCAUACUUUGCAUGCGAUAUCUACCAAUAUAGGGAACCUAGGUAUAUGGUUCAAAUUUCAAGUUCAUCCCACUACGAUAAGAGCACCAAAAAACAUUGCACUUUUUUCAUCACACAAUUUUUUUAACCCCCGUACAUACCUAAGACAUUAAUGUCAACAAAUGAAUACCAUUUACCAAUUUGCCAUUAUUACUUUAGCCACCUAAUAAAGAAUCCAAAUUUAUGAUAUUGUAAGAAAAGUAACUGUAAAGUAAUUAAUUACGAUACCUAUAGUAACAAAUUAAAAAAUAAUACUGAUUUUGAUGAUUGUAUGUUAAAAUAAAAAUAAUGAAUGGUUGCCAACAA
Messenger RNA from Acyrthosiphon pisum (pea aphid), 2092 nucleotides. It is a transcript of the gene SPARC, whose product is annotated as secreted protein, acidic, cysteine-rich. The record is from RefSeq and is a predicted model, not a curated record. Lineage: Eukaryota; Metazoa; Arthropoda; Insecta; Hemiptera; Aphididae. The transcript has 8 exons. Gene Ontology annotation, molecular function: collagen binding; extracellular matrix binding; protein binding. The coding region runs from base 153 to 1055 and encodes 300 amino acids. Gene Ontology annotation, biological process: anatomical structure development.